GAGACCCUCUUAUCCAGUAUCAGAAACCUGACUGAAGAAAGAGACCAGCUAAAGAGCAGCUACCAGAAUCUGACUGCAAAAAAAACCUUACAAACCAAAUAUGAUCGUUUAGUAAAGCUGAUUGGUGAGUGAAACAUCAUCCUCACAGUUAAUAAGCACAAAUAUUCCUUCAUGCUUCUAAAAUAUGUUUGUUCUCAUUGCUCUGUUGUAGAGAAAAGCUGGUUUGAAGAAUUGGAGACUUUUGGAAGCAGCUUUUACUUUUUCUCCCCUGAGAAUAAGAGCUGGAAUGAGAGCAGACAGGACUGCAGAGAGGGAGGAGCAGAUCUGGUGAUCAUAAACAGCAGAGAGGAGCAGAUAUUCCUCAUUGACCAAAAGAAGGAGAGCAGUUUCUGGAUUGGUCUGACUGAUGAAGAAGCAGAAAACACAUGGAAGUGGGUGGACGGCCAACCGCUGACCGACAAAUUCUGGAGGAAGAACGAACCCAACAAUUUUGGUGACAGGGAGGACUGUGCUAUUUUCACCACUGCAGUCGAACACAGUCAGCAAACAUGGAACGAUUAUUCCUGUUCAGGGAAAGAAAACUGGAUGUGUGAAUUCAAUCUGACAAACUUCCACCUGAAUACUUCAACUAAACACCAUUAGAUUUUCACUGCUGGGAUAAAGUGAUGGAGAUCAUUUAAAAUUUAGAGGAUACAGGGUUUAAAUGUUAGUAAUGAGAAUGUCUGGAGACACUGAGAAAUAGACCUCAUGAGUCUUUCUGUAGUCCGUGCCUUUUCCAUAGUAGG
Messenger RNA from Colossoma macropomum (tambaqui), 785 nucleotides. RefSeq names its product CD209 antigen-like protein A. The coding region runs from base 172 to 642 and encodes 156 amino acids. The record is from RefSeq and is a predicted model, not a curated record. Lineage: Eukaryota; Metazoa; Chordata; Actinopteri; Characiformes; Serrasalmidae. The transcript has 3 exons.